Pelagomonas calceolata is the source of this 5532-nucleotide messenger RNA. The record is from the annotation of a GenBank genome assembly. Lineage: Eukaryota; Pelagophyceae; Pelagomonadales; Pelagomonadaceae.
AUGGGCAGCAUUACUAUGAUUCGCUUCCUCCUGUUCGCCGCGGCGGCGGCGCGCGCGGUAGCGGACCUCCACGCCCUCGCCCCGGUCACGAGAGAGGAGCACCGUCCCGCCGUCAAGCGCAGCGCGGAGAGGGCGGCCAAAGCGUCGCGGCUCCUCGCCGACGAGGACGGCGACGAGGACGAGGACGAGGGCGGUUCAAGCGACGACAUGAUGUUCGAGGGAAGCUGCGCGACGACAUUCUCUCCCUGCGGUACGUGCGGAGACGACCACUGCACGGUAGAGGGCUGCCCGUUCAGAGGUUACGAAUGCGGCGCCCCGGAUGGCGAGUGCAUGUUCAAUGUUAUAGACCCAGAGUGGAAUGGGUACGAUUACUUCAAUGCAGGGAGCUGUCGGGACAUGUGCGCGACUUUCGGUCAAGACUGCGUGCGCGCAGAGGAGUACUCUGACAACCUGUGCGGCGCGGCGUUCGUGCAGUCGUACUCGUGCGACGACGACUAUGCGGCGAUACAGCUGCGCAGCGGGCACAGCCUCGGUCACACGUUUUGCACCUGCACGAGCGGGGGCUCCUCCGAGGAUCUCUUCGUCGCUGGGCCCUCGGGGGGCAAUUACUACGACGCGACGGCCUACUGCUCAAGCAUAGGCGCAUCGAUCGCCACCAUCUAUAGCGCGACCGAGAACGAGCUGGCGCGCCAAGCGUGCGGCGGCUCGUCGUGCUGGAUCGGCCUCGAAGAAGUCGGCGGCAGCGCGUCGACGCCCAAGGAGAGCCAGACGUGGCGGUGGAUGGAUGGAUCGACAGCCAGUUACACGAACUGGCUGUCGAGCGAGCCGCAGAAUCACAAUGGCAGAGACGAGAGGAACGCCAUGAUGAACUGCUGCGGCACAGACGGCGUCGACGCGUCGGGCAUGUGGUACGACGCGCCCGACGACUACUGGGCCCCGAAGCCCCUCUGCCGUACCGAUGGUAGCGGCGGUUCUUCGGCCGAGCGCGGGGCGUGCACGAUCAGCGGCAUCGCCUGCCCUGACGAGCACACGGACACGGACAUGGACUACACGCACAUCGACAGCUCCAAUAAUAAGUGGAUCUGGUCCGGCACAACGAGCGACGGCCGAUCUUGGUACGAGAACGACGAUGUCAGCGUUAUGGUGAAAUACUUGUACUAUUCGACGCGUGCGCACGGGUGGUUCCUGACGGCCACCGCACCUGAUCUUUCCGCAGCGGAUCCUUGGGUCGGAGGCAACAAUCAAGUCCGAUUUUACGGCCAGGCGCACGGCGAUUCCCCCGACGGGGUCUUCCACGACGCAGAUCUCUACUGCGGCCACGAUACCGGCGAUCCCGCCGAUGGUUGCUCGAAGACCCCGCGCGGCGACGGUCAAGACUUCUACUGGUGCGACAAUGACGGCACGGUGACAGUGUCAUGCGGCUCGGCGACCGCGGGGACUUGCUUCUCCGACGACUUCAGUAGCAUCGACAGCAACUGGGUCUCCGUGGAUGGCGACUGGUCGUGGUCGGGCGGCACGGUCGACAACAAUGUUGGCAACUCUGGCGAAGGUAAUGUACUGUACAGGGACGCCGACUACGCCGAUGGCUACCUUGAGGCAUCGGUCAGUUUAUCUGAUGGUGCUCAAACUGGUCUUCUCUUUCGCAUCACCGACAUGCCGUCUGCCGCCGAUUACUUGAAUAACGGUGGGCAGAUGUACUACUGCGGCAUAGUACGGCAUUCUUGGGUUUCAUGUGGGCGUAUGAACAAUGCCUGGUUAUCCCUCUUCACAUACUAUACCACGAUCACACACGGACAGUUUUAUGACCUCGGUAUUAACAUGGACGGAUCAGACUUCACUGUCUUCCUUGACGGUGCCGAGAUCGGCAGCUUCAGCGACUCUAGUUAUAGUAGCGGCGGUAUCGGCUUGCGGACUUUUCAGGGCCACGGCACGUACGACGCCAUCUCGUUCAAGCCGCCAGGAUGCGAGUUCGAGGUGGACGACGACGGCGACGAGGACGAGGGCGGCGACGAGGACGGCGACGAGGACGAUUGGACCGACGGCCCAGCUGGCUGGUGCAGCGGGGGCUGCGAUGACAAGUGGAACGGGGAGAUGGCCUCGCGCGAGGAGUGCAUCGACGCCUGCGACGAGGCGGGAUACGAAGCCAUGACGUGGAUGCCAAGCGAAACGGAGUGCUUCUGCUUCGAUUGCUGCGACUGCAUCAGCGAGUUCGACGCGGAGGACGACUGCUGGUGCGGCGAGACCGACGACGGGUUCGACCCCGGAGCCGUGUCCGAGAGCGAGUGCGCCGCGGCGGGAUGUCACUAUUAUGGCAGCCCUCACCACUGGUGCGAAUGUGGGGAAAAAGAAAAUUGCGCGUCGGUCGGGGGUGAGUGGCAGUGCGACGUCUUUGGGCCGGUGGCUGUCAAGGGCUUCCCGCCGCCGGAGGUGUGCGACCACGACGAGGACGAGGACUGCGGCUCCGACGCAACCAGUGGCUCGGACGCAGACGUGACGUGCUCCUUGGUAAUCAACGACGAAAUUACCGCCGUGUACGUCGACGGGCAGGACGUCACGGGCUCUCUCUGCGGCGAGUGGCCGGCGACGCUCAGAUUCUCCAGCGCGGCGAGUCUCUUCGCAAUCAGCGGCUACGACAAUCAGGGCGGAUGCCAGUACGGCGGAUUCGCGAUGCGCUGCUCCACGGCGGACGGAACCGGGCCGUGGCACGGCCUGACGGCCGACACGCAGAACUGGCGCGCGAGCAACUGGGUCUCUGGGAGCAGUUGGACGCAACUCGGCUUCGACGACAGUGCCUGGCAGACUCCCUCCGUGGGUGGCGAACCGCAGUACGGGUCCGAACUCGUCGGGGGCGGCGACACGAUUUGCGUCGAGGGCGAUUUCUACUUCCGAAGAGAGGUUGAUCACCCGACGCCCCUCGAAUCGCCCUUCCUCGAAUCACCCUUCCUCGUCACCGGCGACCUCACCUUCGAAGGCAUGACGUACGAAGCGGCGCGGGACAACACCGACGUCUUCGUCGCCGCCGUCGCCGAUCUCUGCGGCGUGGCCGCGUCCGCCGUGACCGUGGAAAUCUCCGAGGCCCGUCGCCGUCGCCUCGCGGAGGGAAUCGUGGUGACGUACACCGUGGGCGUCGCGACCGCGAACGAGGCUCAAGCGGUCACGAGCGCGAUUUCGAGCAGCUCGACAGCAGACGUCGACGCCGCAAUCAGCAAAGCCGCGACGGACGCGGGCGUCGACGAAGAUUUCGACGGCGUCACGACGACCAACGUGGGUACGCCCACCACCACGGCGUCCGGCGACGACGGGUCCUCCGACGGCAACGGCGGCGCCGACGCAGCGUCGGCGGGACUCAUCGCGGGCGUCGUCGUGGGCGUCGCCGCGCUCGCCGCGAUUGGAGUUGGGGCGUACGUGUACAUGCGUUCCAAGGCUAGCGGCGCGGAUUCGCCACCGCUGGCCGAAGUGCAAUUGGUAGGAUCCGCCGACGAGGCGGCCCUGCCCAACACCUCGGAUUCCAGCGGCAGCCCCAGCACCAUGGGGGGCAAGGAGGUGGAGAUGAGCGACGCCGACUUCGGCAACAUCGAGCGCAAGGUGCUCCUCGAGGACCGCCCCUGGACGGACCGCCGCUGCGGCUACUUUAGCGUCCUCUGCGUGUUGUUCUUCAUUUGCUCGGCGAUCGGGCUCGGCGCCACGGGCGCGCCCAGGUACGACACGAACUCGGACAACGAGAUCGAGGGCGUGAACGACAAGUACCUGGCCGACGCCAAGAAGUGCUGCGACAAGGCCGCGGUGCCGCCGCCUGGGGCCGAGAGUUUAUACCCGACCGGGUUCUGGGAGAUGUCCGAGAUGUGCCGGGAGAUGGAGGACAACAACCAGUGGGACGCGCCGUCGGCCCGCCGCCGCCGCCUCGCGUCCAAAAAGAACACGCCGGUGCCCCAGAACGUCUGGGAGGGCUUCUCCAUGCACCCCGGUAUCCCGAUCGGCGUCGUCGCCAUCAUCAUGUUCCUCUGCGGCGGGUUCCUCAAGCUCAUGGAGAAGGUGGCCACGCACGUGCUGUUCGGCACGUUUUUGGCCGAGGCGGCGUUCUGCAUCUACCUCGGGGUCGGCGGGGAGCAGGUCGAGCCGAUCAUGUUCGUCAUCGCGGCGCUCAUCGGGGUCUACGUGUACUGCGUGCGCGCCCAGAUCCGCAAGGCGGGCAAUAUCAUCUCGGUGGCGAGCAACGCGCUGCUGUCGAUGCCGUCCUUGAUGUGCCUCGUAUAUACGUGGAUGCUCGCGUCGGCCUCCUUAGUUAUCGUGUUGAUCCUCGUGGCCUCGGCCGCCGGCCGCCAUGCCGCCGUCAAGGAGAAUACCGAAAAAGCAGCGGGAGUCCAAGCGGGAGUCCAAAUUGAAUACACAAGUUGCGACUGGAAAGACGACUCGACCGCCGGCGGCCUCUUCUUCGUCAUGUACAUCAUUUGGGUGUGGAUGGGCAACUACGUGACCAUGACCCAGGUCUACUACGUGGCGGGGUGCACGGCGCAGUACGUCUGGGACCCGUCUCUCGUCAAGGCCUCGAUGCCCCUGACGCUCCUCAAGCUCGCCUUCACGCGGAGCGGCGGCACGGUCUCCAAGACGGCCUGGGUCCUGCAGGUCAUCAACUACAUCAAGAAGAACAGCAAGUGCAGCUGCCGGAACUGCCUCACGCUCAUCGUCCGCUGGCCGAUCGUCCUGCUCGCGUGCAUCGUCCGGUGCUGCUGCUUCACGUGGCUCGAGAUGCUCAACAAGUACGUCCUCGUCUUCCACGUCAUCACGGCGGACGAGUUCUGGUUGAGUGCCAAACGCUGCUACAAGCUCAUGAAGAAGCGGGGCCUCGGCGCGCUCGUCAUGGAGACGUCCGCGCAGAACAGUUUCGUGAUCAUCGGCUACGGGUUGUCGUUAUGCGUGGGCAUCUUCACGUGGUGGUGGAUGGGCGUCGAGUACGGCAAGGACGUCCUCGGGAACAACGACAUGUGGGGCGACACGGAUACCUACGGCCCCGGCUGGCCCAAGUUCAUGAUCAUCGUCAUGGCUCUUAUGCUGAUCGCCCCCGCGGCCGCGAUGGCCAUCAUCAUCAUUGUGGCCAUGGCCGUGGGGGACAGCAUCACGCGGUGCUGGAUCCCGUGGUGCUGCGGCGUCUUCUGCGGCGCCGUCACGGCCUUCUUCUUCUGGCAGACGGUGAACGCGCUCCUCGUCGCGUCGAACGCGGCCUUUGUGUGCAUCGCGAUCGACAAGGAGAACGGCGUCGGCGAGGUCUCCACUUCCGCGGAAGGGGGCGCCCUCUACGCGCUGGUGCAGGGCGAGAUCGCAGAGGAGGUCCAGGCCCUCAAGGAGGGCGGCGAGGAGGUGCCCGAGUUCGAGGCAGUGGCCGUCACCCCUAAGGCCGCGGCCGGGGGCGCAGCGGAAAUGACGGCAGUCCCGCCCCUGAUGCCGCCGCCGCCGCCGACCGGGCGAAACUUCUGCAGCAACUGCGGCGCCCCGCUACAGGGCUCGUUCUGCUCGCAGUGCGGCGCCCGCGCGUAA